Molecule: messenger RNA, 1374 nt
Organism: Paramormyrops kingsleyae
Lineage: Eukaryota; Metazoa; Chordata; Actinopteri; Osteoglossiformes; Mormyridae
Product: excitatory amino acid transporter 2-like
Biological process (GO): L-glutamate import across plasma membrane; L-aspartate transmembrane transport
Cellular component (GO): plasma membrane
Molecular function (GO): L-glutamate transmembrane transporter activity; neutral L-amino acid transmembrane transporter activity; glutamate:sodium symporter activity
Source: RefSeq, a predicted model, not a curated record
GCGAAGGUCAGACUGCAGCCUGCCUACUCCUCGCACUGCCUGCCACACCUUCACAGGAUGACCAGCAGGGGGCAGUGUGUGGGACGAGCCGAGCCUCUAAGUAAGAAUGGCCGGAUGCACCCCUGUGCUUGGAUCAUUGAAAACUUGCUGCUUACACUCACUGUGCUAGGUGUGGUCCUGGGCUCCAUGUUUGGAAUGUUGCUGCGAUACAUACCUGACCUGGAUUCCAGCUCGCUGAUGCUCAUCUCCUUUCCUGGUGACAUCCUGAUGAGGAUGCUGAAGAUGCUUAUACUCCCUCUUAUAAUCUCCAGCCUGAUUACAGGAUUGGCUGGGCUGGAUGCCCACUCCAGUGGCAGGAUGGGUACCAGGGCCAUGAUCUACUACCUGUCCACAACAAUCAUUGCAGCAGUACUAGGGGUCAUACUGGUUUUGGGGAUCCACCCAGGGAAUCCUCACCUCAGAGCUCAAGUGCACACAGCCCUGAAGAAUCAGGAGGUCAGCAGUCUCGAUGCCUUCCUGGACCUCAUCCGGAACCUGUUCCCAGAGAACCUGGUCCAGGCCUCUUUCCAGCAGGUUCAGACGGUCAUUAAGACGGUAGCUGUGCCAGUCCAGAACCAGACUGAACCGGUCUUCGUCUCCAAGAAGAAACUGGAGCUGAAAUGGGGCAUGAACGUGCUGGGCCUGAUCGGCUUCUUCAUCACCUUCGGAGUGUGCAUGGGCAGGAUGGGCGAGAGGGCGAAGGCCAUGGCCGACUUCUUUAACAUCCUCAAUGAGAUCAUUAUGAAGAUGGUCUCCAUGAUAAUGUGGUACUCUCCUGUGGGCAUCGCCUCUUUGAUCUGUGGCAAGAUAGCGGCCAUUGAAGACCUGGAGGUGGUGGGCCAGCAGCUGGGCAUGUACAUGGUGACCGUCAUGGUGGGCCUGAUGGUCCAUGGGGGCAUCAUCUUGCCGCUCAUCUUCUUCGCCGUCACAAGAAUGAACCCCUUUGCCUUUUACUCGGGCAUCUUCCAGGCCUGGAUCACCGCCCUGGGCACAGCCAGCAGCGCUGGGACGUUGCCCGUGACCUUCCGCUGUCUGGAGAAGAACCUGCGGAUCGACAGGCGUGUGACCCGCUUCGUGCUGCCCAUUGGCGCCACCAUCAACAUGGAUGGCACGGCCCUGUAUGAGGCCGUGGCUGCCAUCUUCAUCGCUCAGAUGAACAACAUCGAGCUAGACGGCGGGCAAAUCGUCACUGUCAGCAUGACAGCUACUCUGGCCAGUGUGGGAGCGGCCAGCAUCCCGAGCGCCGGCCUGGUCACCAUGCUGCUCAUCCUGACGGCAGUGGGCCUUCCUACCCAAGAUGUCAGCCUGCUUGUUGCUGUGGACUGGCUCCUGUGA